AUGCUCACCCUGGCGAUAACGAACUUUGGGGGACGACCAACAGGUGUGCAUCACUGCGAGACUAUCUUAGAGCAGUUCGUGCUCGAAAGUCACGAGGAUAACCUACAUCAUCAGGUCGCCUCUGUCCGGUCGUUGGCUCCCUUUCAACAUAAGGCUGCCUCACAAGAACAUAUUACGGGGAGAUGGCCACGUCAAGACAUGCCACGGAAUGAAACUGGCACGAAUGGAGUCAGGAAGACCCCACCAUCAAACCCUCUGACGCAAGGUUACCACGGAAUCCUGAAAUAUAUAAUAUCGAAACUGGAGAAUGGCAAGAGCAGCCGUAAGAAGGGGGAGAUUGUGUCCGAUAUUUCUGCUGACAUUAGGUUGGGGCGACACUCUGUUCAGAGGGACCUAUACAGCCUUGGUGGGCCGACUUGCGAGGAAACCAUUUGUGAGGGAAGCGAUUGGAGGACGAUAUGCAUUUCGGAUCACAUCCCAGACGAUAAGAAGGAUCAAUGCAUCAUGUGCUAUCCUCGAAAGCAUAUGGCGCUUGUACACGGCUAUUGUCAAGAACAGAAGUAUAGGGAGCUGGACGUAUUCUACAAGGCAUGCGCCCUCCUGGGUGCAUCGAUACUCGCCGCGACGCUUUUGUACCUGCUGCGUGAAAUCUAUAGGCGACUUCGGAUGCGAUACCAAUUUCUCCAGGACAUAUGUGGCCGCAGUCAGCUCUCGGGAAGUACUACUACGAAGACCGGACUUUCGUCUAUGCACCCUAUUGGCGCAUUGGCGUCUUUGAUCCCUGGGGUUCCCAAAGCGUGGAAAGACCCACAACGUGUAUAUACUGGCACUGUCGAUGGGGCCAAUACCCCUACAGCCUAUAAUACGGUGAUCCGUCAAAAGUUUCGGCGAUUUGGGCCCUUCAUGAAAGAUCACCGUAAGAGAGUACAAGACAUCUUCGACCUUGAAGAUUAUCAGGAGCCGCAGGUGGGCAAUAGAGUCCCGGUGCUUCCUCGAGCUCACAAUGCAAGCAUACGAAUACAUGCUGCUAAAUCGAACUCUCGCACGCAUUCUCAUUCCAAAGGGGACACAGAUUCUGAUCCAAUGGUGGCGAAGGGCACCCUUUCCUCACGAGCCACUUCUCAGAGCUAUCUCAACUGA
Aspergillus welwitschiae is the source of this 1140-nucleotide messenger RNA. RefSeq lists its product as uncharacterized. The coding region runs from base 1 to 1140 and encodes 379 amino acids. NCBI's taxonomy places the organism in Eukaryota, Fungi, Ascomycota, Eurotiomycetes, Eurotiales, Aspergillaceae. The transcript has a single exon. The record is from RefSeq and is a predicted model, not a curated record.